Lactuca virosa is the source of this 1095-nucleotide messenger RNA. The record is from the annotation of a GenBank genome assembly. Lineage: Eukaryota; Viridiplantae; Streptophyta; Magnoliopsida; Asterales; Asteraceae.
AUGAUCUCGACACACCUCAACAACACCACUACAACUCAUUCUCAGUCAUCGUCUUACUCUGCUGACCAAUGUUCUCCGUAUCGCCUACUUCUUUCCUUCCCAUGGUUCGCUAAUCAGAUCCGAUUCGCCAAAGCUCACGAAUCCAUUGUACUACAUGUCACAAAUAUGCCAAAUCUGAAAGGGUUCUUUUCCAUUAUAAUGGUCAUGGUGUACCUAAACCAAUUGCCAAUGCUCCAGGAUUGGACUCCCUCAAGUUCUUCUUCAGGAACUUCACCAAGAGACUGUAUUCUACUUGCAGCAUGUGAAGCACAUGAAACCCUACCACAAAGUCAUGAGUUUCCUGCUGAUGUCUUCACUUCGUGCCUUACAACUCCCAUCAAGAUUGCCUUAAGAUGGUUUUGCACUCGAUCAUUACUACAUGAAUCACUUGAUUAUUCACUUAUAGAUGGGAUACCUGGGAGACAAACUGAUCGUAAGACACUUCUUGGUGAGCUGAAAUGGAGGUCAUCUGCCUUUGUUUAUUAUUCACUUGAUUGUUCUCAUAGUUUAAGUGGCCACACGAGCCCUAUAGAAUCUGUAACUUUUGAUUCAACCCAAGUGUUGGUGGCUGCUGGAGGUUCUUCUGGCAUGGUAAAGCUCUGGGAGUUAGAAGAGACAAAGGUGUUUAGAACACUUAAUGGACACCGAUCCUACUACACUGCCUUGCAAUUCCAUUCUUUUGGAUGCAUUCAUACAUAUAAGGGUCACAAACGAGCAAUUAGUACAAUCAAAUUUACCCCUGAUGGAAGAUGGGUGGUGUCUGGAGGACUUGAUAAUGUUGUAAAGAUAUGGGACUUAACUGCUGGAAAGCUCUUGCAUGAAGGCCACAUUAAAUCAAUGGAUUUCCAUCCUAUUGAGUUUCUUCUAGCAACAGGUUCAUCAGAUAGAACUGUGAAAUUUUGGCUGUCUGAAAGGGAGGUGACGCCUGGAUUUGGGAAUGGAUUUCAAGCUACUCCAAAGACUAGCACCACCAAUCAGAUUCACAAAGUUUAUGGAAGCUCUGAUCGUUUGCAUUCUGCUCAUACAUGGCACUGCGAAAUCCUUCAUGAACUGUGA